This is a messenger RNA of Clarias gariepinus (North African catfish), 3800 nucleotides long. It is a transcript of the gene amacr, whose product is annotated as alpha-methylacyl-CoA racemase. Gene Ontology annotation, cellular component: mitochondrion. Gene Ontology annotation, biological process: bile acid metabolic process. Gene Ontology annotation, molecular function: alpha-methylacyl-CoA racemase activity. The coding region runs from base 84 to 1232 and encodes 382 amino acids. NCBI's taxonomy places the organism in Eukaryota, Metazoa, Chordata, Actinopteri, Siluriformes, Clariidae. The record is from RefSeq and is a predicted model, not a curated record. The transcript is spliced from 6 exons.
UCAGAGCGACCAACAAAAUACACUUUGCCCUGUUCUGGUUUCUUGUCUGUAUUUUUAAGUGUGUUUAUCAAAGAAGGCGAGAGAUGGCAUUAGCUGGAGUGCGUGUGAUUGAGUUAGCUGGACUUGCCCCGGCACCCUUUUGUGGAAUGAUCCUGUCUGAUUUUGGAGCUCGGGUGAUCCGCGUUGAUCGGACAAAGGUCACCAUGGUGGUGGACUCGCAGGCAAGAGGCAAACAGUCUGUUGCUUUAAAUCUGAAGAGUCCACAGGGUGUGGAAGUGCUGAAAAAACUGUGCCUUCAGUCAGACGUAGUUCUUGAACCCUUCCGAAAAGGGGUGAUGGAGAAGUUAGGUUUGGGACCUGAAGAUCUGCUGAAGGAAAAUCCUCGCCUUAUUUAUGCUCGGCUUACAGGAUAUGGCCAGAGCGGCUCCUACGCCAAAGCUGCAGGACAUGACAUUAACUAUGUGGCCAUGUCUGGACUAUUAUCCAUGUUGGGCCGCAGCUCAGAGAAACCCUAUGCCCCGCUGAACCUGGUAGCUGACUUUGCAGGAGGAGGCCUGAUGUGUGCUUUAGGGAUCGUUCUGGCUUUGCUGGAGAGGAGCAAGUCUGGCCAGGGCCAAGUUAUCGAUGCCAGCAUGGUGGAGGGAGCAGCGUAUGUGGGCUCCUUCAUGUGGAAGUCUCGCAGCGUUGGUCUGUGGAAUCGGCCUCGUGGGGAGAAUUUGCUGGACAGUGGCGCUCCAUUCUACGACACGUAUCAGACCUCUGAUGGGAAGUAUAUGGCUGUCGGGGCCAUCGAACCUCAGUUCUAUGAUCAACUGAUCCACGGCCUUGGAUUGGAUGCUGGCUCCCUCCCGUCCCAGAUGAGCAUUUCUGAUUGGCCGGAGCUUAGACGGACAUUCACUCGGGUGUUUGCACAGAAGACACAGGCGGAGUGGAGCAAGAUCUUCGACGGGACAGAUGCCUGCGUGACCCCAGUGCUGUCCCUGGAUGAAGCUGGAUCACAUCCUCAUAACCGAGAGAGGGGCUCGUUUAUAACGGACACUCAGGGCGAAGUCAGUCCUCAUCCAGCACCUGUCCUGUCUCGCACUCCGGCUCAGCCAUGUCUCUCUCGUGAUCCUUUAGUGGGUGAACACACUCGCUCUGUGUUGGGAGAGUAUGGUUUUGAUCCGGUACACAUUGAGAAACUGCUGUCAGCAGGUGUGAUAGAAUGCAAUGAAUCCAAAGCACGUCUGUAGGAUGAAGCAGCAUUAUCGGUGGUGAAUCACUAAUCUUACACAAACACACAUGCACACACACAUACAUACACACUUUCACAUAAAAAAACUGUCAACUUGUAUACUUACUGCCUUAGGGAGAAAUCUAAUGUGUGAAGCGUGAUUAAGCUGUUGAUGCCGAGGCUUUUAACCAAGUGUGCAGAAAGAACCAGCGCUUUGCAGUGAUUAAUUUUCUUCACAUCAAAGAAUUUAAGACCUACCUGAAAUCUGAAGUCUAUGUAGUCAUCCUCAUUAAGACCUUAUUUCACAGCUGAGAAAUAUGCUUCAGGUUGUUUCAUAAUAAUCUCUAUGCACAACAUAGGUUAAAUAUCCCUCUAACACAUUUACUUAAACCGCUACAAUACCAUAGAUAUAAUGGCACACAAAGUCAGUUUCAAAAUCUAUUGUAUAAACAUUCAAUCCAUCAUUAGUUAACAAAAAUCUCAGACAGGGAGAUGAAGAGCCUGAAAACAUCACACCACCAGAUGUCAGAUGCAUAAAAUCUCUUCUGUUGAGGCACUGGGCCAUUUUGGCAGUUUUUUUUUUCUGUUUGAAUAUGUAUUUAAAUAAAUUCACUUUAAAUGUCACUGCCACAUAAUUUGCUAUAAUUGAUCUCCUAAAGGGCGACACGGUGGUGUAGUGGUUAGCACUGUCACCUUGCACCUCCAGGGUCCGGGUUCGAUUCCCGUCUCUGUGUGCAGGGAGUUUGCAUGUUUUCCCCGUGGCUGGGUUUCCACCAGGUACUCCGGUUUCCUCCCACAGUCCAAAAGAUAUGCAGGUUAGGCUAAUUGGCGUUCCCAAAUUGCUCAUAGUGUGUGAGUGUUACUUUAAUUUUAUUAAUUACAUUUUUUUAAGCUUAAAUAUGGUAUGAGGAUAUGAUGCUCAAGUCUUUUUGAUUUUCUGAAUGGAUAUGGAGGACAAAAGGGAUUUUCGUGUGUGUAACAUGGUAUUUAAAACCCUGGGAACAACAAAGUUGAGACACUUUCUUGUCCAAGGUGACAAUUAUAUAUGAUAUAGUAGACUAUGCUUGAGUCUUUAGCCACACCACUUAUUUCCUCAUUCUGUAGUUUGUUUCCAAAGAGCCAGAUGUUCUUGUAUUUUUACAUACAAUCUAUAUAAAAUCUAAAUAAAUCUAUAUAAAUAAAAGAAAGGAUUUUGUCUGUACAUUGAAACUUGUCUGACUUGAAACCAGUCUCGGAAGAUUGUCACAACAGAAUGGAAAACUGGCUGGACAGAAUUUAAUUAACCUUUUUUUAGUACUUGGUUAUCUUUCUGAAAUGUAACCUGUACCAUAAGUGAAAUCAAAAUGUUGAGUAAAAGUGAUGUUAUGAACAGUUAUGUGGCAGAUUUAAUAACCUACUUUAAAAUAACCUGUUAAUUAGAUACUUGUUUAUAGUAAACAAACAUCUGCACCAAUAGAUUUUAAUUAGUAAAGCUAACCUAAAUAUUUUUACUUAAAUUAUGUAAUAUUUCCAUCGCCGAAAUAACAGUGCUUAAGUGGUGUGAGUGAAUUUGAAUGCGCUGGAGUCGUUUUAAGACAAAACUUUAUCAUGACUGUGCACCAGUGCACAAAGCAAGAUCCAUAAAACAUGGAUAAGGAAGAUUGGUGUGGAACAACUUGACUUGAGAACUGACCUUAAUCCGAAAAACCCAAAUCACUCAAACACACCUUUGGGAGUAAUUAGAGCGGAGACUGUAAGCCAGGCCUUCUCAUCCAACAUCUGUGUUUGAUCUCACAAAUGUGCUUUUGGUUAAAAAUUCCCCAAAGACACUUCAAAACCUUGUGGAAAACCUUUAAAGGGUUGAAGCUGUUAUACUAUAGAUACAAACGGAUCAUUUGCAUGUGAAGGCAGGCAAGCGAACACUUUUGGUAACAGUCAGUAAAUAAAAUAAUAAGUAUUUUCAGCCCACGUAUUAUGCCUUUUCAUAAAGGGUGCAAAUAGUGAAAUCAGUACAUUCUGUUUUGCUGUCAAUUCUUCAGUACUCACUGAUUUCAUAAUAUUUAAUAUAGGUAAUGAGCUUACGGUAAAAAUUAUGAUUGCGACUAAGCCACUGUAUAAAUAUUCUUUUUCUGUAGUAUUAAAAAUUGCAGCAGUAGUUAAUUAAAUUUCCUUAAAAUAAUAACAUGAAAUAAAAAAAUGCAAUUAAAUGCACCGACAUGGUUUUAAAUUGAUUUAUGUGUACUGUUAUGCUCACAACUUUUUUUAAGUUGACUUGAGUGAGUAACAUUUAUAUUGUCUAAUAUUUCUUUCAUGAUUGAAAAUGCCUAUUAUUUUAUGCAGUGACUUUUAAAACACAACAUUACACAACUACAUUGUGGUAAUACAUUGAUUUUAAAUGAAACAUGAAUGUGAGACUGAUCCUCAGCAGUCAAUUAAAGAUUUAUUAUACACUAUACUAGCCUUAAACAUGCCUAUUAAACUGACUGUAUUACAGAUUUUGUUGUUUGAGAAAAUUGUACUGUAUCUGAUUAAUUCUUGGAAGCCUGAGAGAACACUGCGUUCCUGAACAUUAUUAUUAUAUUACAUUGAUUAAAAACUUUCAAACCUG